Messenger RNA from Trichophyton benhamiae CBS 112371, 507 nucleotides. RefSeq lists its product as uncharacterized. Gene Ontology annotation, biological process: protein peptidyl-prolyl isomerization. Gene Ontology annotation, molecular function: peptidyl-prolyl cis-trans isomerase activity. The transcript has a single exon. Gene Ontology annotation, cellular component: catalytic step 2 spliceosome. The coding region runs from base 1 to 507 and encodes 168 amino acids. NCBI's taxonomy places the organism in Eukaryota, Fungi, Ascomycota, Eurotiomycetes, Onygenales, Arthrodermataceae. The record is from RefSeq and is a predicted model, not a curated record.
AUGAUCCAAGGAGGUGACAUAUCCCUCUCUGCAGCGAACAAGGCCUCCUCGUCGUCUCCUCUACCGUUUGACAUUCCAAAGGGAGGAGCUUCUAUAUACCACCCAGCUCCACUAGAGCAGGAGAUUCACCUCCCCACCCUCCGCCACAAUGCAAGAGGGAUACUCAGCAUGGCAGGGAAACCGGUUAAGAACCAAGGCGGUGCCGGAGGUGCAGUGCCUCAGGAUAUAAAUGGCAGUCAAUUCUUUAUUACCUUUGCGGCCGCCCCUCACUUGGAUGGGAAGAGCACCGUGUUUGGUAAAGUGCUAGAUCCAGGUAGGACCGGUGAAGAGGGCGAGCAGGUCGAUACACUUACCCGUCUUGAAAAGGCCCAUGUGAAGAUAGAUAAGAAAGGAAGAGUUGUGCAGCCGGAGUCGAUUAAGGACAAGUCUGAGAGUGAUAAUACCCAAGCAUGGGAGAAGAUCGGUAUCGAUAGAGUCACUAUCCAUGCAAAUCCCUUUGCUCGCUGA